AUGAUACUCGUGAAUGUAACACACUGCAGACAAUUCCUUAUUUAUUUAUUAAUUGCAGAUUGUUCUCCGGGGUAUGUGGGUAGCGAUUGUACGGAGCAAUGUCGCCAUCCGAACUACGGAACAGAUUGUCAGGGACUGUGCAAUUGUAGUAAAGAGUUCUGUGAUAUUGCCACUUGUUGCUUUUCACCUAAAGAUGGGUGUAGAGCUGGCUAUUAUGGUGACAGAUGUAUCAACAAAUGCCGAUAUCCAAACUUUGGGAAAGCAUGCCAAAAACGUUGUCAGUGUACCCAGUCCUUAUGCAGUUUUAUCACUGGAUGUGACGCCUCUGGAUAUGUAAAUUUGACGUCGGACACAAUUUCACAAUCCAUAACGCAAUACACCAUAGAAAGAACUGCAAUGGGGGUUAUAGUUUCAGUAUCUGUCUUGUCUUCCAUAAUAAUCUCGGCUGUCAUCUCCUUAAUCAUCUGGCGACGAAGGGGUCCAUAUAGAUCUACCAGGAGAGCAUCGCAAAAUAUUCCAGAAAAAGCGCAACAGAAAACAACCAAACAAACGACACAACAACCUAACCAUGCUUCUUCAAAAAUCAACAAUAGAACAAACGUGUACAGUUCCUGUGAUAUUGCCGGGCCCAGUCAGUUAAAAACUGUCUCCAUGGAGGUCUAUACCGAUCCUUUACAGCUAGACUGUGAUCGUACGGCGCAACAGCGCGCGAGUGAAACAGACACUAUACUAUAUGAUAUCAGUUCUUGUACGUAUGAGCCCAUGAUGAGCUUUGUCAAAGAAGACAAUUUGACACGGGUUUAACAUACCUCAAAAUAAUCCCGUAAUACAGUACAGGCAACGCCGAUCCCUUAUAUUCUGUGCACCCUUACCGUCAAAUUGCAACGCGGUGUUUCAUGAAAACCACAUACCGCUGUUGUAGGGUCGUCCAGAAAGUCAAAAAUCAGUUCUGGAGGGAAAAAAUAUCGGACUCAAAACGCGAGUUAUCUUCCUCGAUUAAAAAAAUAAUUGACAGCUAAACGUUAAUAUAUAUCAUGUUAUUCAUGGAACAAUCUAAUAUAACAGAUGAUAUUUUAAUUGUUAAAUGCAUAGCAUGUGUUUAAAAAUCAUACAGCAAUGCUAUUUCAUUCAGUUACUUUACGGUGUUUUUUACAACAACAACAAAAUCAAAAUUGACGUAGCCUAUUCAAAAAGUGGUGAGCGUGCUUGGCAGUCGGGUUUUCAUUUCUAUUUUUAUUGUCUUUAAACUUACUAGAUUGUGAAAAUGUAUUGUGACAUUUCUGUUUAAUCUAUGCAAACUGCAUACAUACAAUGUAUAUGUAUUAUUCAAAUUAAUUAAUGCUCUCCGUGCGAUCGAGUUUUAACAAACAUUCAGCCUGUUUGCAAUCGUAUUAUUUAGAAAGCAAAAAGUACACAGUCAUUUACUUGUAUGAUAUUGAUUAUAUGUGUAUUUUGUAUGUAUUUUAAGUUCUUAAUCUACUUGUUUGUAGGCAAGGUUUUCUGUACAAGUGAUAUAAUAUGCAGUCUGGACCCGUUUCACACAACUAUCCUAUGACUAUGAUCUACAACUAGACCAACUUUAACAUGCCGAGAACCUAUAUUUCGGGGAUUUUCCCUUGGACAUUUUGGGGAGGGGGCAGUGUAUGGACACAUUUUUCUCAUCAAAAACUACUAAAAUAUUAUUGUGUUUUGCUUUAGAUCAAGGGAAAAAAACGAUAAAAAUGCACUUUUCAUGACGUCACAAUAACCCCUUUCUAUAACCCUUUACCCUUUCGAAUAUUUUGUGAGGCAAUUAACGUAAAUCUUCGUAAUUUGUUAUUCAUGUUGUAACAAAUAUCAAUGCUACGUUUUUUAUCAUUAUUUAAAUCUGACAAAAUCAUCUAAUCAAAUUCAGUUUUCAACAGUUUCCAUUUGAAACUUUAUAAAUAGCAUUUUUGUACUGUAAAUGAAUAAAGAUACAAGUUUGAAAUAAGUUUAUCCUUAAUAGCAAAAAAUAAUUACGUCUGAAACUGAUUGUCUACGGAAACAAAUCCACGUCUCGCCUUUUCACAGACCGACAAAUUUUGGUGGAAUUUCACAUCUGGCUUAUGAUAAGUCAAUGAACAUGUCCUCCAUAAUUUCCUUAAGUUAUAUUUUUGGAUUUUUUUGUCAGCAUUGCUAAUUAACAGUGUUAUAGCGCAGCGAAUAUAUAUUAUAGAGAGCUUAGUAUCGGGGAAGUAGAGGCCACAAUGAUAUAUCCAUGUUACGUCAUUUUGUUUUUAUACUGUCACGUUUAAUGACUAUGUUGUAAUAUAGUCACGUCUAAAGGUUAUGAAUAUGAUAGGCAGUAAAAUGUACAUGUACAUCUAUCAAAUUGAUCAUACGUAAACGAUUUAACGGCGGCUUUUAAUUCAAUUUCUUUAUUUUAUUUUCACUGUAUAAACAUCAAUAGAUGUUGUGUUCUGUUAAAAUACUGUACAACUUUUUGUCAUAAAUUACGACAGAGAAAUUUGUCAUAAACUUUU
Messenger RNA from Magallana angulata, 2504 nucleotides. Its product is annotated as multiple epidermal growth factor-like domains protein 11. The coding region runs from base 1 to 804 and encodes 267 amino acids. Lineage: Eukaryota; Metazoa; Mollusca; Bivalvia; Ostreida; Ostreidae. The transcript is spliced from 3 exons. The record is from RefSeq and is a predicted model, not a curated record. Gene Ontology annotation, molecular function: scavenger receptor activity.